Molecule: messenger RNA, 750 nt
Organism: Mycena indigotica
Lineage: Eukaryota; Fungi; Basidiomycota; Agaricomycetes; Agaricales; Mycenaceae
Exons: 1
Coding region: 1-750 (249 amino acids)
Molecular function (GO): protein binding
Source: RefSeq, a predicted model, not a curated record
AUGGUAGUUGGCGAUAAUUCGUCGACCGAUCUUGAAGUUCACGGCUCUGCGGGGUCUGCGUGGUUCCAACAGUCGCAGGAAAAUCCGCUCACAGUGCCCCUGGACAAGAACGACGAAGAUACUUACCUUCUAUGCCUUGAGUCGGACUUGACCAAUGAAAUGCCCAUCAUGUUGGCAUAUCUCAAUGAUGGCACAGUCCAGGCAUGGUAUAUCACCCAUCCCGACUCUAAGCCAUACAAUGGACUGAUUCAACCUCCUCAACCCGCGGCGCCGAGUCCCUUCUCACAAACAACAUCCGUCUUGGGGCAGUCAUCUUUCGGGCAAAGUUCCGCUCAUGCCUCGCCAUUUGGACAGAAUUCCGCACCGGUUUUCCCCAGCAAUCCGUCGCCUUUCGGAGGAAGCUCCUCCUCAAGCACUGUUGCUUCGCAACCUGUAGCGCCACCCAUGUCCGCCACCCCCUCAAUUUCGAUGGGAGAUAAUACGGGCCCUUCUUUUGGUGGUUUGUCCCUGGGCGCAUCGAGCUCAGACAGCAAACCAAAAUCCACCACGGGAGGUUUAUUCGGAGGUUUUAAUUCUUCGCCCAGUCCCCUUCCACUGCUCCCAAAUCAUCCAGCCAACCAACCAGCAAAUCCAGCCCCUUCAAAAUUCUCAGAUCCGAGUUUGGUCAAGCCUGCCGCCGGGUUUGGUGCAUUCGGUGGCGCAUCCACCGGUGCCUUCAGCAAUCCACAACUUCCGUCCUCGAAUGCAUGA